AAUGAACGUUGUUGGUAUACGUCAAUCUACAAACAGUUCGAAAAGUACAUUGAAUAAAUUCAAAAAUAACGUCAGUGGCACAACUAAUUGUUCUGAAAAUAUCAUUCACAAACCACCAAGAUUCGCAGACGAAUUUAUUAAAGUUUCUUCGGUACGCUACAAACCAGAAAAAAUCUACACAAAACAAUGUCCAGGUAGUAAACCUAUCUGUGAACGUACACAAUGUCAAAGUUCCAACUCAACAAUGAAGUGUCCUUACACAUGUAUCGAUCAACAGUCCACAAGUAAAAAAGUUAAGACAUCUUAAAAUAAAAAAUUAAUUAUUGUUAAUCAAUAAGUAUUUGUUUUUUAUACCAAUUCAAUACUCAUAUAUGUAAUUUAUACAUUAAUAUUUAAUGAAAAAAUAAAAAGACAAUUCACAUUAUUUAC
Rhopalosiphum padi (bird cherry-oat aphid) is the source of this 429-nucleotide messenger RNA. RefSeq lists its product as uncharacterized. The transcript has 2 exons. The coding region runs from base 2 to 307 and encodes 101 amino acids. Lineage: Eukaryota; Metazoa; Arthropoda; Insecta; Hemiptera; Aphididae. The record is from RefSeq and is a predicted model, not a curated record.